This is a messenger RNA of Ooceraea biroi (clonal raider ant), 7955 nucleotides long. It is a transcript of the gene ImpE1, whose product is annotated as Ecdysone-inducible gene E1. Lineage: Eukaryota; Metazoa; Arthropoda; Insecta; Hymenoptera; Formicidae. Gene Ontology annotation, molecular function: protein binding. The record is from RefSeq and is a predicted model, not a curated record.
GACCGAUAUCGGUGCAUAUAUAGGAUGCCCUAUAUGUAUAUAAGAGUCAAUAUAUAUGAGUCAACGAGAUAUCAACAAAAUCAAAUCAACGAGAGCACAUAUAAUAGUUUUCAAAUUUAUUUGCAGAUGCUUUGUCUAAUUCAAAGCUGUGAUGUUUUCUGCAAGAUGUUGUCAACAAAAUAACUUUCUUUUCAAGUUGCACAAAUAUGAGUUUAAGAUUUUCUUUAUUCCCCACCAAUAAAAAUUAAACUCGCGAAAAGCUGCAUAUAGGUAUUUGAAAUCAUUUGUAACUGUUGCUAAUCGAUUGUACAUUAAGCAAAAUGUAUUAAAAUCAAAAUCAGAGAGACUAUCCCACAGUUUUCUCAAGACAUCCUAUAGCUGAGAAAUAAUCCUCGUACAGAGACAUGCAGUUAGUAGGAGACAUACGUAUCACAAGAUACUCGCAACAGGAUUUGCAUAUGAAAAAGGUUGACGAGAAUCGAACAUUAGAGCAACAAGAUUAACGUGUAAUUCGUCUUGGAAAGAUUACAGAUGCAGGUAGCAGCGGUUAAAAGUAUCUACGCGAGCACCAAGUCUGACCAGAAGUCUCUACGGUUUUUGCUCCUUUUCUUGUCAACCAGUUCUUUCUGCUCAAGCCCUUUUUCCUAUCUGAAUUUUUGCUCACCCAAGUGUAGUUGACGGUACAUAUACGCGUGUAGAACGCGAUUCUAUGUUGAGAUCGAGUACCGGUAUCCCAUGGGAUAAUUGCAAUGAUGUUUGAUACUUCCGCACAACGCACGGAAAGCAUUGCCAUACCUCGUGAUCGGCAGCCAACAAUUAUUCUCGCGGUACCGAUCGGACCCUUCGACCCGUCUUACGGUAUGGUACAUCAACAACCAAGUUAGAAAUUAACAUGAAAGAUGAUUGGUGCAAAAUAAAAGACUCCGCGAAUGUAGUCGCGUUCUCCGAAAUAAUGUUCGAUUCCGCGUGCAAAGAUCGCGACUAUCGCACCGAUUACAUUCGAAACAACGUUAUCGUGUGCGAGUCUCGGAACGUGAAGAUUAUUUCGCACGUUGCUGACCAUGAAAUUGCCGGCGUGACAACGGUGGCACGUGCUCGUAAAUCUCAUUGCUCGAGAUGUAUGUACGUACGGAUUCCUCGAUCGUGUACCGCGUUGUCCUGUUGAGACAGAAUUUACUGCUGCAUUAAGGGCACGCUGCGCACGUAACCAUGCGGCAACAAUAAUUAACGAUGUCGCAUUGGAUUAUUCCAUUGAUCUAGAAUUCGCGGAAACAUGGUCGAUUCCGUCCAUUCGUAAAUUAUAUCAGUCACGAUACAACCCGCAAUUUUCAAGAUCGUGCUAGACAUAUUGCUGAUUUACGACAUAAAACGAUAUCGACACCGACUCGAAUUGAAACUGGUACUGCGAUCGCGAUGAACGUACAUCUCUGUUAAAUAUCAGUGAACUUUUCGAUUCAUGCUCCUCUCUAAAAUCUUGUGUAUAUCAAUCUUCUUCACAUUUUUUACACGUUUUCGCUGUAGCUGCACAAUAUGUAAUAUAAAUAUGUGUAUUGCGUUUACUAUUAUUUUUCAAAUUUAUGUUUAUCGUUAAACCAUGACAUAGGAUGUUUUACAAACUGACGAGAAUUUAUUUCAAGUUUUAGUAAUAAUAGCAAGCGCUAAAAGAAAAGACUUUUGCAUACACCUAAUAGUAACUUUAUUAUACCGUGAACGCGUUUCUCUUUUGAUAUUUCACGUGUGCUUAUGAACGCUUCCAGAAACUUCGAUCUCGAUAUGGCCGCGGAGAAUCAUUCGAACAAUGUGCGGGUCGCGCUCUGCACAAUGCCGACCAGUCCAGAAGAGAGGGUGCAUCGUUCGCUGCUUCAUAGCAAACGCGCGAUCACGAUUUGAGAAAGGAUAAGCGAUCGCAUGAAACGUAUAUCGUAGUGUCGGUGACUGAUGAAGAGUGAUCCAUCUUUCAAGUAAUCUUCAACGAUUGGAUUAUUGAGUUACAUUCUAGCCUCUCUUAUCAAAGCGUGUCAACAGAGAUAAAACAAGUCUCUCUUUGAUUGAUACUGUAAUUUAAAAUCAUUUUUCUAAUGCGACAUAGAUUACAAAACGGAUAUAUUAUAGUAAAUAUAUAAUGAUAACGAGAUAACAAAUAUCUGUCUAAGAUACUAUUAUUCUAAACUUUCUUUAGAAUAUAUCGAUCCAAAAUAUGCAGUAGGUAUCUAUGCCGCACAUUGCAACGCGCAACGGCUGGAUGGCCACAAUCCUUUUCACGCUCGCUCUCUAUAAGGGAAUUACGUUCGAACGGAAGAAAGGAUGCACGGUCUCUCAACUGCAUUCCAUGGUACCUGUAGGCGCAUCCGCGCGAUUAUACUUAACUGAACCAUAACUUAACCACCGCAGUAAAGCAUCGGGAGAGACGCGGCCGCGAAACCUGCAUCUCGUUGCUUUGUUUCGCGAAUGUAUCGCAGAUAUGCAACGCGAUUCGCCGAUCUAUAUCAAAUAUCGACAAAGAGACUCAAAUGUUCAAUCAAAUGGUUUUCAACAACGAUAUACAAGAUAUAAACAAAGCAUCAUAAGAUGCACAUUAUAAUAAUACUUUGUACAUGUGUGUUUCUUUUCUUUUUUUUAUAUUUUUUAUAUGACUCGAUCAUACGCAUAUAAUGUUACGUAUAAAUGCAAUCAAUUUUAAAUAUUGUUCCUCUCUUUCUUUUCUUCGCUAUUCUUCGGCAUUAGAGUUGAAGGGCGAACGGAAUUUCUGCGUGAGAACCGGCGCUACAGAUCGCGAUCGUCCUCGGUGCCGCGGUGCGUGCUUCUCCUUGGAACGGUCGUGGCUGCUGUAUAUUCUGCGUUUAAAUUGGCUCGGCUCGUUAGGCAUAAUUAAGAGUCGGUGGGAGGCGUUUGCGUUGAAUAUAAAAUUCCGUCUUGCCACCCUUGGGUGCAGCGCUACACGCGCUGCGCUCGUGCGUUGCAUUUCCACGUGCACGCAGCGUUGCGUGCAACGCCCGAUUAACCCUCUCCUGGUUAGGCGGAUUAAUGUUUUUCUGGAAUAUUCCACGUGUGCGUGACUAUGCUACUGUGCAACUAAAUUGCCAUGAUAAGAUGAAAUGUAUAACGCUCGUGUUUUUUUGUUUUUUUUUUUACAAGAAAAAACAGCAGAUAAUAGUUCCUUACAGAUUAAUACAUACGUAUAAUGGCACUCACACAACGGUAGAAGCAAGCGUAACGUUAACGGACAUGGAUACGUGUAUGCCUUUACUGCGCCUUUUUACUCUUUCUUUCUUUUUCGUCAAGUACCGACGACAUUGAAAUAACGCGUUUAUUCAGGAAGGCGCAUCCAUUAUUCAUCAACACGCGACUGCAUCCGUUUGGACCCACGGUUUCGCUCGAGUGAUGCGUUUACAGAUUACUCCCGCCAAAUGUAAGACGGCGGCUCGUGAUUCAGAAUGCAUGGUAAUUUUGUUUCUCGGCAGCGCACAAGACGCGCAGGUGUAUCCGAUCGAUCGCUUUAUACCGUUCGCUCAAGACUGCUCACUGUACGUGGAAACACGUAAAAGUUCCUCUUAAAUUGGCUCGGUGGAUCGGUCGAGUCGACAUUUUUUCGGGUUUACCGUACUCUUCGAAACGCGGAAAGAUUAAGACAGACCAGUUUACGUUUGAAGAUCGUAAUGAUAAAAAAAAACUCGUUUCUCGAGAGGGAUAAGAUUAUGUUGUUUAUACACGUAUAUAACUCACAUAUAAAUAAGGGACUUUUACUUUUGAAGAGAAGAAAGAAAAACAGAUAUCUUUGAAUAUUUUUCGAUAUAGGUAAUCAAAUUAAAACUCGUACGAGUAAUGUCCAAUUGUAAUUUAUAAUAUCUUUCAAACGUGGUUUCAAAAGUGCAUGUUUCUUCAGAAAAUGUCAAAGAUGUUUAACGUUUUUUGCUUCACUAUUCAUGUUCACCGUUCGUAAGAAGAGCAAUAUAAUAAAAUGGAAGAAAAAUCAACUACUUUUCCAAGUUUCGAAAAAAAUGAGAAAAGUUAAGGAGCUCUCUGCGCGCGGCUCUUUUUCCGUUUAGGAUGAAGUAAAAAGUCGCGAGAUUUCCGGAGGAUUCUCCGGAAGAGAAAUAAAGAAACCGGUCUCCGGCGAUCGGGAUGCAACCACUGCUAAUCCGUCAGUUUGGCAAUAACUUUGGCGUUGAUCAGCAUGCGUUAUUCACUGGAGCUUUACCGUUGUUGUUCGUCAGCGAGAUUCGCUGACUCUCUUCCGAAUAAAAUUGCGCACACCACCUAACUGAGGUACACACGGUGCAUGCUAACGGUGCAUACGCGCGCAACGGAUGUCGUGUCACCUUGCGGUGCUCAAAGCUUCCAACCGCGAAUCUGUUUCCACUUCCACCUCCACUUCCACUUCCACUUCCACCGUGAGUACAAGAAGGUCGGCCGACAGUUUAACCGGUGCUCUACGUUCUUUGCAAAUGCGAUCAACGUGUCUCCGCGUUACUGUUAAGGAAGAAAUGCGGAAAAUUGACGAGGAAUUUGCCACGGCUUUAUUAUAAAGAUUAUACCGAAAUAUAUAUAAUAAUAAACUAUAUUAUUAUAUAUAAUACGUUUGCAUAUUUACCCAAAGUUAACGAGAAACUAGUAAAGUUGCAAAAAUAAAACCUACACCGUUCACGUGAGUUCAUAAUCACGUGGAUUCACAACUCAGAAAUCUGUUAUCUCAAAUUUGCCGAAUUUUAUGUUCCUUGUUCCUCGAGUUGUCUUGAAAGUGAGGCCUUUCUCCAAAAAUUUCGGCAUUUAAUUUUCAGGUAAAAUCUCAAAUAUUAAAUAUUUAAAAACUAAGAUUAAGAUAAUUGGUUAAUUUGUUUACGCGACAUCGGUUAAUGCCACACUUCUUGCACGAGUGCAUGGGGCUUGUGGAUGCGCGCGAAGAUGCACAGGCAUUGUUUGUAGAUCGUGGGAAACCGGGAAGCGAUUAGAGAGAGAAAGAGAGAGGUGAAGAAACGGCUUGGUGCGUAUCUGCUAGGCACCCAUGCGGUGCAACGUACGAUCGGCACGGAAGAAUAAUCCGCGGAAGCGGCUUCUGGAAGGUCACGAGAACGCGCGCCAGCAUGAAAAGAGAGUCUCAAUAUGCAUCUUCAUCUAGCUCGACUUGUGUCAACAGAUUAACCUCACCCUCACCCGCUUCGACAAGCGUGAGGCUCGGCGACGAGUGCAACCGGGAUCGGGAUUGCGAGGUCAGCGUCGCUAAUAGCCACUGCUACUUGGGUUAUUGUCGGUGUCAGCCUUUCUUCGCCGGCUACAAUGGAACUUAUUGUCUCGAAUCGACUUUACUGGGCAAUGACUGCCUCGUGAAGGAACAAUGCUCCUUAAAAGUAGCAAAUAGCAGCUGUCUCGAGGGCGUAUGCAGAUGCGAAGAGGGACACUUGCAGUUUCGCAGGCAUACUUGUUUGGAGCCGGCAAAACUUGGCGAGGUGUGUUACGAGCACGCUCACUGUCGUCUUUGGGACCUCGAAUCGCACUGUGACUUUCUGAUUCCGGAUUUGUUCGGUCGCUGCCAAUGCACCGCACCGAUGCGUCGCGAGGGUGACGUGUGUCGACCUGACAGUCUCGUGAGACCCGCGCCGCUUCCGGAACAUCUGCCUCCCCCUCAGGAGCCGAUAAUAGAGUACGUCAUCGAGAAUAACGAACGCGAUAAAGAGGUUGUCACCGAAGAACAAAAGGGCGAAACUCAAACGGAACAAGAUACAGGUGUUCAAAUAUCCUGGCUAAAGAACGCAACGAUGCUUCUGUCGACGGAGGCUCCCAGUCAACUGGUACCGGUGAAUCUGGUGACUAGACCGGCGUUGGGUCCACGACCUGGAACUAACGAUCGUCCAGGGCCAAACGAACUCCCCGAUGAUGACGACAGCAUCGUCAUCGAGGCAGAAGUCACCGAACUCGCGCAUAUUACCACUACUACUACUUCGACAUCCGCACCGAUAAAGACGGAUCGUCAUGAGAGCACGAUAAUGACGGCAAUUAGCUUGGGCUGGCCGUGCAUCGCCGAUCUAGAGUGCCGAAUGGCCGAUCCGAUGUCGCGGUGCAUCGGCGGCGUAUGCGACUGCAGUUUUCCUAUGAAUGGCAGUUGCAGCGCACGUAGGACCGGGUGCGCACCGGGCACGUUCCAGUGCCGAUCGUCUGGAAGCUGCAUCAGCUGGUUCUUCGUCUGCGACGGUCACGCCGACUGCACCGAUGGUUCCGAUGAGGAGUGCACCGGCCCCCGCUGUCCGAUGCAAGCGUUCAGGUGUAACGACAGCGACGUCUGCAUAUCGAGAUCUGCUUUGUGCGACAGCAAUCGCGAUUGUCCCCACGGCGAAGACGAGAUUGGUUGCAAUAAUCGCCGAAAAUGUCCUGAAGGUGCGUUCAGAUGUAACAACGGUCAGUGCCUACCGGCAUACGAGUUUUGCAACGCGGUGGUGUCCUGUAGAGACGGUAGUGAUGAGCCUAGAGGAGCUUGCAGGACGCGCAAUCGUGGCCGAAUUUCCGCGAGAUUUUGUCCGUUCAGAUGCGACAAUGGCAGGUGCCGUUCAGAUGCAAUAACUUGUAGCGGUCGGGACGGAUGCGGCGAUGGUUCUGACGAGAAAAAUUGCAACGUCUGCAGAUGCAGCGAAACGAUCUAAUCUCUUGGCCAGCCGAUUUUCUCGUUGCGUCGCGUCGCCUCGUCGAACAAAAGCAGAGGGAGGAAAAGAACAAGCUAUCAACCGGCACGUUUGAUGCUUUCGCGCGAAAUAGAUGCUCGAGAAUAUCGAGGCGGGGCUACAAUAAGUAAGUGUGACCAAAGAUCGUUAAGCCGUAUCGGGGCGAUUCCGACUUUCAACGGUCCGCGAUCUCGAGAUUGAAAGGAUCGUUUUUACUCGGACUGGACCCGACAAUGGCUAUUAGAACGCAGUGAGAAUCUUCCGUCGUACCUGCUGCGCGAGCUCCCUCGUUAAGUCGAGCCGGACCAGUGACCGCCGCCGCCGCCGCCGCCGCCGCCGUAGCGAGUCGUCGGGAGAAAUGAUUGCACUUGUGCAAUAAUGGAACUUAAUCGCGUAUAAUGAUACCGUAAGGCGGGGAUAGUUUGCAUCAACGGGAUAACUUGUCCCGCAACGAAUGAGCAGCAAUGAGUUCAAGGCUUAUCUUUCAGAUAUCUGGGUACUACACAAAGUACUGCGCGUCUGAGGCUGCUGCUUAACAGGCUUAACAAAUAAAACAUAGUAUAAUCUCAAAUUUAGACAAGACUAUACGAUUAACGUUAUUUACACUGUUAUUAGGCAGAUGCUAGUUUACCUAAGGCUUAAGAUAAGCCCUGAUGCAGCGUCAUUGUGUCAUUAAUAACAAGACAAGACAAGGGUAUUUUGAAAUAAACGAUAACUCGUCAAGACAACAUCUUGGAAAGGUCAAUCAACUUUAGAACAAAGAUUCCCAAUUCGAAAGUUUUACGUUCAUGCACCAUAUGUAUGUAUCUUGUAGACGGAAGACGCAAUAUCACGGAUGAAUUGUCAUUAAAAAGCACAUGCGAAACGCUUAUAAAUCAGCUCGCUUAUGUCAUAAAGCAAAAUUAUCAUAAAACGAACGUGAGUGAUAAUGCGCCUUCCGCUGAAUCUCAAUGUCGCACAUAUUUAUUAAUGUAGGCAUCAAAAAAAUCGCUUGGAGAUAGAGAGGAAAAGAGAGAGAGAGAGAGAAAGAGAGAAAGAAUAGAGAUAUUUUCAAGGUAUUAAGAAUGUGUACAGAUAACAUAAAAUUAUCGAAAUAUCAUUAACUGUAAACAAAUAUUUUUGUACAAUUUAUAUAUCUAUCUUUUACAUGUCGAUAUGUUAAUUAGCAUUUCGAUAGUAUUAUAUCUGACGCGUAUCGUUUGAUAUAUUAUAUCCAACUUUUAUAAUUUGUGUCGUGUAUCGUGACGCAAGAUAAAAUGUAAUUUAACAAAUUUUAAUAAAAACUACAAGUGGAUAUUUAUCACA